AUGCAGCAGUCGCGCCGCUUCUCCUCCCUGGCCGCUCUCUCCGCAGUUCGCGGCACUACCGCCACGACAUCGGGCCGCAUCUCGUUCGCCCUGCGGUGCUACUCGACCGGCGACAAGAAGCCCGUCGGUUUUAUUGGAUUGGGCAACAUGGGUGGCUUCAUGGCACAAAACAUCUUGAAGGCCGGCUACCCGCUCGUGGUGUUCGACGUCAACAAGGGUGCCGUGGAGCGCCUCACCAGCCAGGGCGCCAAGGCUGCCGCGACUCCUCGUGAAGUGGCGAGCCAGGUCCACCAGCUGGUGACCAUGCUUCCUUCCUCUCCCCACGUGCAGGAGGUGUACACCUCCGAGAACGGCAUCUUCAACGGCAUCAAGGAGGGUUCCCUUCUCAUCGACGCUUCCACUAUCGAGCCCGCUGUUGCGCGCGGCGUCAUUGCCAAGGCCGCUGAGCACAAGGUGACCAUGGUGGACGCUCCCGUGUCCGGCGGCGUGGGUGGCGCCGAGAAGGGCACGCUUACCUUUAUGGUUGGCGGUUCCCAGGAGGAGUUCGACCGCGCCAAGCCUCUGCUCUCGGUCAUGGGCAAGAACAUUGUGCUCUGCGGUGGUGCUGGUAGCGGCCAGGCCGUAAAGAUCUGCAACAAUCUCGUGCUCGCCAUCUCUAUGAUCGGCGUUUCUGAGGGAAUGAACCUCGGCGUGAAGCUGGGUCUUGAACCGAAGAUCCUUGCCGGCAUCUUCAACACUUCAUCUGCCCGUUGCUGGUCGUCGGACACCUACAACCCUGUCCCCGGCGUGAUGGAGGGCGUCCCCGCGUCGAGAGGCUACACUGGCGGCUUUGGCGUGGACCUUAUGGCCAAGGACGUGUCGCUGGCCAUCAACGCUGCCCACGGCGUGAAGGCGCCCAUCCCGCUCGGCGCCGUGGCCCUGCAGGUGUACAACAUGAUCAGCACCCAGGGCGGCGGAGGCAAGGACUUCUCGUCGGUCUUCGAGUUCUUCAACAAGGGCUCCGCUCCCAAGCAGUAG
This is a messenger RNA of Acanthamoeba castellanii str. Neff, 1017 nucleotides long. RefSeq names its product 3hydroxyisobutyrate dehydrogenase. Lineage: Eukaryota; Discosea; Longamoebia; Acanthamoebidae. Gene Ontology annotation, molecular function: NAD binding; 3-hydroxyisobutyrate dehydrogenase activity; NADP binding. Bases 1 to 1017 code for a protein of 338 amino acids. The transcript has 7 exons. The record is from RefSeq and is a predicted model, not a curated record. Gene Ontology annotation, biological process: L-valine catabolic process. Gene Ontology annotation, cellular component: mitochondrion.